AUGAAUCGCAAUGGAGUUUUUCAGAAGGAUAAUUGGGGAGAACACCGAUCUCCGAUAUUUUUUAUAUGUUUAGGAGCCGCUGCGCACACUUCCUAUACGACAAUGUUUUCUACAAGUUUAUCAAAUAUUUACGAGUACCCUUACACCAUCAAAAAGAUUAACGAUCUUCGAUUAGGAACAUAUCGGAUUUGCGAUUCGUUAUCUGUUAAACACUCUUGCACCACGGAUACAAGUUGUUAA
Molecule: messenger RNA, 240 nt
Organism: Acaulospora morrowiae
Lineage: Eukaryota; Fungi; Glomeromycota; Glomeromycetes; Diversisporales; Acaulosporaceae
Source: the annotation of a GenBank genome assembly